Cinara cedri is the source of this 318-nucleotide messenger RNA. NCBI's taxonomy places the organism in Eukaryota, Metazoa, Arthropoda, Insecta, Hemiptera, Aphididae. The record is from the annotation of a GenBank genome assembly.
AUGAGUGGUUUUAACUGUUUUGAGAUAGUACCAUUACCUGGAGGUCGUGGUGAUAUAAGGAAACAUUUUGGCUUUCAAAUAGAUAGUAAUGAUACAGUGUUAAAUAAGAAACAAGUUUACUGUCGCGAGUGUAAGUCUAUUAUUGCGUACAGUGGUAAUGCUACUAAUUUAAAAUCACAUUUUUCCAACGGUGCAGCGCAUCAAAAAACAUCUUGUUCAUCGAGUGAUAUUCAAAAUUAUCUGGGGUUCGUAGUAAAGAGCUUACUAAAAGUUCGAUGGCAUUUGUCAUUAAACAUUCAAAGCCAAUUGGUAUCGUAG